Messenger RNA from Macadamia integrifolia, 4008 nucleotides. Its product is annotated as protein translocase subunit SECA2, chloroplastic. Gene Ontology annotation, biological process: protein import; protein targeting. Gene Ontology annotation, cellular component: membrane; chloroplast envelope. Gene Ontology annotation, molecular function: ABC-type protein transporter activity; ATP binding. Bases 790 to 3960 code for a protein of 1056 amino acids. The transcript has 31 exons. NCBI's taxonomy places the organism in Eukaryota, Viridiplantae, Streptophyta, Magnoliopsida, Proteales, Proteaceae. The record is from RefSeq and is a predicted model, not a curated record.
CCUUAGCAACCUCACUCUUCGAAUCUCUUCUACAAGUCUUGUGAAUCUGCUACUCCCUUGAACCCUCUUCAACCAGUCUAAGCGGUCUUAUCACUUCCCAACUCGUGAUUUUUCUACAAGUCAUGAAAGGGUAAAGCAAUCGUUGGUUUUCUACAAAUUUGCAAGAUUUUUCUUUGAUACCUCUCGUCGACCUUCAAAAACAUACUUGCGACCUCAAAUCUCUCUAGAUCAAGCUCCGGUUCCCAUAUCCUUGUGCUACUCUCCAAAAUUCUGCAAGGUACACCCCUAUUCUACCCAAGUUCCAUUGAACCCUAAAAUGCAUGUGUGUAAAGGAUCGAAUAGCUUUAAAUGGUGCUGGUUUUUUGAAAUAGUUUAUGAUCCCAAAAAUACCCAAAAAUCCGUUUCUAAGCCCAGAAAUGGCAGAAAUGUUAUGAAACGGUGCCGAAAAGGCUUCCCCACCCCUGCUUAUGCUUAGAUGCCUCUACGUUGCCUCCUGCGCUGGUGCAAUGGCUGCACAAGCGGCUGGGUUCUGUUGCCCAUUUAGAAAUGAAUUACAACUUGUACGAUAUGACCGAUUCGUAUCGGUAUCGAGACCUAAAACCUUGCUAGCGGUCACAACAUUGCAGUGAACGUUUAAUCUUCCUUAAACAGUUCCAUGCCUUCAUCUGGUUCUGAUGUACUCGUUUCGCCAUCCACUGGCGGGAAAGCUUCAGCUUCCAAAUCAAAAGAGGCCUUAAGCUCCUGUAAUCGGCCUUAGCACAGACAAACACACAGCAAAAACCUGCUUCCAUGGCUCUCUCGCCUUCUUUCCCUAAACCUUUCUCUACUCCCACCGAACAGUUCCAUCGUCGAGCCAUCUUAAUCCCUACGAAACACUUUUCAAGUCUUUCUUUUUCUUCUUCUUCUUCUUCUUCUUAUCAAUGGCGACGGUAUCGUUCUUCUCCCAAGCCCAUUGUCGCCUCUCUUAAGGAGCAUUUGGGUCGUCUUAACAAGAACUUGAGCGACUACUCUAGCUUAAAUUACUGGGUUGUUCGGGACUACCGUCGACUUGUGGAUUCUGUCAACGCUUUCGAGCCCCAAAUUCAGAGAUUAUCGGAUGAACAAUUGACCGCGAAGACUGAGGAAUUCCGUGGGCGUCUCAGACAAGGGGAAACACUUGCUGAUAUCCAAGCUGAAGCGUUUGCUGUUGUACGCGAAGCUGCUAAAAGGAAGCUUGGGAUGCGUCAUUUUGAUGUGCAGAUCAUUGGUGGAGCCGUGCUUCAUGAUGGGUCAAUUGCAGAGAUGAAGACGGGUGAGGGGAAAACUCUGGUUUCAACAUUAGCAGCUUAUCUUAAUGCACUCACAGGGGAGGGUGUCCAUGUUGUGACUGUCAAUGAUUACUUAGCUCAGCGUGAUGCUGACUGGAUGGGUCGUGUUCACCGUUUCCUAGGUUUGUCUGUGGGUCUUAUCCAGGGGGGAAUGGCAGCCAAAGAAAGGAGAUCCAACUAUAACUGUGACAUAACAUACACCAAUAAUUCUGAACUUGGCUUUGACUACCUGCGAGACAAUCUUGCUACUAGCAGUGGACAACUUGUUAUGAAGUGGCCAAAGCCAUUUCAUUUCGCGAUAGUUGAUGAAGUUGACUCCGUGCUUAUUGAUGAAGGGAGGAAUCCCUUGCUAAUAAGUGGUGAGGCUAGUAAAGAUGCUGCACGAUAUCCAGUUGCUGCCAAAGUGGCUGACUUACUUGUACACGGUCUUCAUUAUAACGUGGAACUUAAGGAUAAUUCUGUCGAGUUAACUGAGGAAGGAAUUGCACUCGCUGAAAUGGCACUUGAAACUAGUGACCUAUGGGAUGAAAAUGAUCCUUGGGCGAGAUUUGUGAUGAAUGCCUUGAAGGCCAAGGAGUUCUAUCGACGGGAUGUGCAAUACAUUGUUCGAAAUGGAAAGGCACUCAUUAUAAAUGAGCUGACUGGGAGAGUUGAAGAGAAAAGGAGAUGGUCUGAGGGUAUUCACCAGGCGGUAGAGGCUAAAGAAGGUCUUAAGAUUCAGGCUGAUUCGGUCGUUGUGGCACAAAUCACAUAUCAAUCCUUGUUUAAGCUCUAUCCAAAGCUUUCAGGAAUGACUGGAACUGCAAAGACUGAAGAGAAAGAAUUUUUGAAAAUGUUUCAGAUGCCGGUCAUUGAAGUGCCCACAAAUUUACCUAAUAUCCGUAAAGAUUUACCUGUUCAAGCUUUUGCGACUGCACGUGGGAAAUGGGAAAACGCCUGGAGAGAAGUUGAGUACAUGUAUAGACAGGGCCGACCUGUUUUAGUUGGGACCACAAGUGUCGAGAAUUCUGAAUAUUUAUCUGAUUUGCUGAAGGAACGCAAUAUUCCCCACAAUGUUCUUAAUGCACGGCCAAGGUAUGCCGCAAGGGAGGCUGAAAUUGUUGCUCAAGCUGGACGAAAACAUGCAAUUACCAUUUCCACCAAUAUGGCCGGGAGAGGCACUGACAUAAUCCUUGGUGGAAACCCAAAAAUGCUUGCCAAAGAAGUGAUGGAGGACAGCUUACUUUCAUUUUUAACACAAGAAGCCCCAAAUGUUGAUAUUGUUGGUGAGCCGAUUUCCCAGAAGGGUUUAUCAAAGAUGAAGAUUGGACCAUCUUCAUUAGCUUUGCUAGCUAAAACAGCACUUAUGGCUAAAUAUGUCUCCAAAAGCGAGGGCAAGGGAUGGACAUAUCAGGAUGCAAAAUCUUUGAUUUCAGAGUCUAUUCAAAUGAGUCAGUUAAUUGGUGAACAAGAUCUAGAAAAGCUUCUGGCUGAGGAAUCUGAUACCUAUCCUCUUGGUCCCACCAUAGCUCUUGCAUAUCUCUCAGUUUUGAAGGAUUGUGAAACACAUUGUUUCAAUGAAGGAUCUGAGGUGAAAAGGCUUGGGGGACUUCAUGUGAUCGGAACAUCCCUGCAUGAGUCACGGAGAAUAGACAACCAGCUUCGUGGAAGAGCAGGCAGACAAGGUGAUCCCGGAUCAACACGUUUUAUGGUGAGCUUACAGGAUGAGAUGUUUCGGAAGUUCAAUUUUGACACAGAAUGGGCUGUAAAACUGAUAUCAAAGAUUACAAAUGAUGAGGAUAUACCAAUUGAAGGUGAUGCCAUUGUAAAGCAGCUUUUGGCGUUGCAAAUAAAUGCUGAGAAGUAUUUCUUUGGUGUAAGGAAAAGUCUGGUUGAAUUUGAUGAAGUAUUAGAGGUGCAAAGAAAGCAUGUCUAUAAUCUAAGGCAAUUAAUAUUGACAGGUGAUUCUGAAAGUUGUUCACAGCACAUUUUCCAGUACAUGCAAGCAGUAGUAGAUGAGAUUGUGCUUGGAAAUGUUGAUCCACAUAAGCAUCCAAGUAGUUGGAGUUUGGGCAAGCUCUUGCAUGAGUUUACUGAAACUGCGGGGGAAAUAUUGGCUGAUUCAUUUGCAGGUGUCACGGAGGAAGCUUUACGGGAAUCACUUAAACAGAGGCAUAAACAAAGCUCUCUAGAUAUUGAUAACCUUGCCCUUCCUAACUUGCCAAUGCCGCCAAAUGUUUUUAGAGGAAUCCGUAGAAAGAGCUCCUCCUUGAAACGUUGGCUUGCUAUAUGCACUGAUGAGUCAGUUAAGAAUGGAAGGUACCAGCGGAUCACUAAUAUUCUCCGCAAAUACCUUGGGGAUAUUUUAAUUGCUUCUUAUUUGGAUGUCAUAGAAGAAUCUGGUUAUGAUGAUGCAUAUGUUAAGGAAAUCGAGAGAGCAGUUAUUCUGAAGACUCUCGAUUGUUUCUGGAGGGACCAUCUGGUAAACAUGAACAGACUUAGUUCAGCGGUGAAUGUGCGGAGUUUUGGGCAUAGGAAUCCACUUGAAGAAUACAAGAUUGAUGGUUGCCGUUUUUUCAUUUCAAUGCUUGGUGCAACUCGAAGGUUGACUGUAGAGUCACUCCUGCGGUAUUGGUCAUCCCCAAUGGAGUCUGACGAGCUAUUUGUAUCAUAGGAAGUAGGAACAUAUCUUUUGCUGCAAUGAAAUCCCUUGUUUUUAUUA